Messenger RNA from Linum trigynum, 1867 nucleotides. NCBI's taxonomy places the organism in Eukaryota, Viridiplantae, Streptophyta, Magnoliopsida, Malpighiales, Linaceae. The record is from the annotation of a GenBank genome assembly.
UUGCAUUUGCACCCUUGGGUUUUGUGUUACCAUAGCACUAAAGCUCUACUACAUCUGUACCCAUGGCUGCCAAGAGCUGCUCCAUUGUUCUCGAUGCUUUGAUCAUCAUCAUACUAUCCUUCCUAUCACAUUCAGCAACCUCCACUGAUUCCAACUAUCCUGCAGCUUUCAAACUCCGACACAGGAGACCUCGCUGCUGGCCUUGGCUUUCGUCUUCGCCUCCCCUAUGGACAGACUUCCUAAGUACAUAAUUUUCUCUCAUCACUCUCACUGUCUAAGCAUAUGGUUUGUAGCAGUUUUGUACAUGGAACCUCUAUAACCUAACAAAAAAGAUGGAAUCUUUUUUCUGAUUUCUUAUCCUUUUCUUCAAUGGACAGGGCUCUUCUUUUGGUUCAUUGCUUCAAAUAGUUCAAAAUAGAAACCUUUGUGGUACAUAAUUUGACCCACCACCUUCAUUUUGCUUUGUCGCUCUGGUUGGUGAGUAACUAACAUCAAAGCCUUCUUUGUUCUGAAAGCCAACACCUUAGUUCCCUUUGUUGGAUAUUAAAAGGUCUUGGUUGUUGCUCUCUAGAGCUCUAAGUAACUCUUUCCUCAUGGAAACCAAAUUUUUGUUGUUUGUUCUUCUCCAAGCUCUUGCCUUGGUCUCUAUGUUCGCCCCAAUGUCUCAUUCCAUAGACUUCAACUUCCCAUCUAUCUUCAACUUUGGUGAUUCAAACUCUGACACCGGCAAUCUCAUUGCCGCCGGGAUCGAAACCAUCAAUCCUCCUUAUGGUCAGAUUCACUUCAAGGGUCCUUCUGGGAGAUACUGCGAUGGCCGACUCACUAUCGAUUUCAUCAUGGAUGCUUUUGAUCUACCGUUUCUAAGUGCAUAUCUGGAAGCUGUUGGGUUGCCGAAUUUCCGAAGAGGAUGCAACUUUGCAGCUGCUGGUUCAACCAUAAAUCCAGCAACACCAACGUCAGUCUGCCCAUUCUCAUUUGGGAUUCAAGUGUCUCAGUUUCUGCGAUUCAAAGCUCGUGUAGUCGAAUUGCUCACCAAAAGUAAGAAGUUUGACAAGUACCUUCCAGCUGAGGACUAUUUCCGGAAGGGCUUGUACAUGUUUGAUAUAGGCCAGAAUGAUCUUGCUGGUGCAUUUUACUCCAAGAGCUACGAUCAAAUCGUCGCCUCGAUCCCAACCUCCUUAUUUGAGUUCGAGAAUGGAAUCAAGAGAUUGUACGAUGAAGGAGCGAGGAACUUCUGGAUACACAACACCGGUCCUCUAGGAUGUUUGGCUCAGAAUGUGGCGAAAUUCGGUACUGAUCCGUCCAAGCUCGACGAGCUAGGCUGUGUUGCUGGGCAUAAUCAAGCUGCCAAGCUUUUCAAUCUGCAGCUUCAUGCUCUGACUAAGAAGCUGCAAGCUCAGUAUGCUGAUUCAAACAUCACACAUGUCGAUAUCUACACUAUCAAGUCCAACCUUAUUGCAAACUACUCCAGAUAUGGAUUUGCGCAGCCCAUAAUGGCUUGCUGCGGCUAUGGAGGACCACCACUGAACUACGAUAGUCGAGUUGGAUGUGGGCAAACAAAAGUCAUCAACAACACGACAGUUACAGCCAAUUCGUGCAAUGACAGUACCGAGUAUGUGAACUGGGAUGGGAUUCACUACACUGAAGCUGCAAACCAGUAUAUUUCGUCGGAAAUACUCACCGGAAAAUAUUCUGACCGGCCGUUCGCUGACAAAAUGCCAUUUGCUCUCAGUCUCAAGUUCUGAACACAGCUUGCUGAGAUCGAUUGCCCUAACAGCUUCAUUCUUUUACUCCAACAUCGUAUUCCUUCUCCUGCCUGUAAAACUUAUUACAAAAGGAUAGGAUCUAAUACAAGUGCAUUCUAACA